AUGGCGGGGUCAGCACAGCCGCAUCAUCCAGAGGACGAUCAAGCCCCUUCGGCAACGAAGCUGGUCCUGAAGCGGGCGCCGCCUCCUACGAGCCACACCGAGUCGUCCGCUCCCGCAAAGUCAGAGGUUCGGUUCGUUUUGCCAGGUACCCGGCCAGAGCCAGAAACCGUGCGCAUCAACACCAGUGACACGUCACAACCGUUCCUCGACCCAACGGUUCUGCAGCAGUGGCGAUGA
This is a messenger RNA of Purpureocillium takamizusanense, 237 nucleotides long. RefSeq lists its product as uncharacterized. Lineage: Eukaryota; Fungi; Ascomycota; Sordariomycetes; Hypocreales; Ophiocordycipitaceae. The transcript is spliced from 2 exons. The record is from RefSeq and is a predicted model, not a curated record. Bases 1 to 237 code for a protein of 78 amino acids.